GGCGGGCGGUUGCCGCAGCCUGCAGGCCUGCAGCUGCGCGCGCGCGCGCGCGCGGUAGAGGUCAAACCAAACCAACCUCGCGACGCCCAACCCCGCCACGCCACGUUCCCCCUGGCCUCAACCGUCCGUCGGCCUCAACGCGGCGAAGCAAACGGGACGAGCUAUAGCUAUAGCUAGCUGCCCCCGUCCGCAUCCGAUCUGCCUAGUCUCCUUCUUCUCCUUCCCUUAAAAGCCUCCGCCGGCGCCCGGCGCCACUGCCGGCUGAUCACAAACUCGCGGCUGUUAGUUGGCGACCAGCGCUGGCCGGCGAGUUGCGAUGGCGGAGAAGAAGCUGCUGCUUCUGCCGGUGGCGGGGGCGCACAAGCACGCGGGCGGCGGGGAGCGGGCGUGGGCGCGCCCGUGGCGGUGGGCCAAGACGGCCUUCUUCCUCGCCGCCAUGCUCGCCUCGCUCCUCCUCGUCUGCGCGCCGCCGCCGCUCGUCGUGGUCCUCGACCUCGCGCUCCCGCCGGCGCUGCUCGCGGCCGCCCUCCGCGCCGGCGGCGGCGGCUACGCCUCCUUCGCCUCGGCUGUCGCCGCCCAGGCGCGCGCCUUCGACUUCCGCUCCUCGCUCGUCGACCUGCCCGCCGUCUCCGCCGCGCGCGCCCUGCUCAUCCUCUGCGCGUACGUGGUGUGCGGCGGCGGCGGCGCGUACCUGUGGGUGGUCGUGGCGUGCGCGGCCGGGUCCGUGUCCUACGUGCUCGCCAAGGCCGCCGCCGUGCUCCCCCGCCGCGCCGCGCUGCAGGCGGCGGGGGGCACGCACGCCGCGGCCGCGGCGGGACCGGAGGCCAUGCUCCUGCUCUCGCUUGCGCUCGCCGCCGCGCACGUCGCCGCGGCGUACCGGACCAGCUGCCGCGAGCGCCGGCGCAUGCUCGUGUACAGGAUCGACGUCGAGGGCGCCGUGAGACUAAAAGGGGGCCACCAGACACCCAAAGGGCUGAAGGCCUGAAGCUGCGUAGCGUCUGUCACUCUGCUCCCAUCCGAUCCUCACCAUUAGCAUCCGCGACAUCGACAGACACGUACGUAGGCGCCCGGAAGAUUAGUUCCCUUUAGGGCCAAGCAAAAUUUUGGUUGAGUUCCUCCUUGUCAUGUUGUGUACACUAAGAUACGUCCGUCGCUCGUGUAAUUGCUGUCACUUUGGUAAGUGAACAUACUGUAAAUACUGAAACAGCCGUGCUUAAGUACCCCCGGCCUCCUGCGACGCAGACGCAGGAAGAGCUGGUGUGGUCAACCCCCUGUUUCUUUUUCUGCUUACAGUGUCACAUAUAAUUGUUGCAACUUCAGUAUCCUUGAAAGUAGUAAGUUAACUCA
Panicum virgatum (switchgrass) is the source of this 1347-nucleotide messenger RNA. RefSeq lists its product as uncharacterized. The record is from RefSeq and is a predicted model, not a curated record. The transcript is spliced from 3 exons. The coding region runs from base 317 to 985 and encodes 222 amino acids. NCBI's taxonomy places the organism in Eukaryota, Viridiplantae, Streptophyta, Magnoliopsida, Poales, Poaceae.